AUGUCCGAUAACAUUGAAGAAAAUAAUCAUAAAAUUAAUAAUGAUACUAAUGUUACUGAAUCUAUUGAUAUACAAAAGAGUAAUUUUUCAGACGAAUCCUCAUUUAAUACUACAAUAAAUCCUCCUUUAAUUAAUAAUAAUGCACUUUUUCCUAAUAAUCUUACUAUAAAAUAUAUUAAUGAAUUAUUACAAGAAUUGCAUGCAUUUCUUUUAAAUAUGGAUUCUCAAGUUGAAAUUGAUAAUUUAUACAAUCUUGUGAAAAAUUUUUUAUUUGAAUAUGAUUUAGAUUCUGAUAAUGUAUUUGAAAUUAUAAGUAAUUCACAAUAUACUUCAUGUUAUUCAAGUUUAAUUGGAUAUUUUUAUCAACAUGGAAUUGGAUGUAAAAUUGAUGAAAUUAGAGCAUUUGAAAUAUAUUCCAACGCUGUUAAAAAUAAUCAAAAAACAUUAUUUGAUCAAUUUUCAUUUGAUCAAAAAAAUGAAUCCAUUAUUUUCCACAAUGAUGAUAUUAAAGAACUAAAUGGAAUAAUUGCACAAUAUUUUUAUUCCAUAUUCCUUUAUAAAGAUGUUAUUUUAUAUAUAGGAGCUAACUACAAAUUUCACAUUAAAAAUGCUGAAAUAGGAGAUAAUGUAUCACAAUAUUAUAUAGGUUAUUAUUAUUGUUAUGAUAUAUUUAGUACUAAACUUGAUUAUAGUAAGGCAGUUGAAUGGUAUUCAAAAUCAUCAGAAGGAGGAAAUAUUAAAGCAAUGUUUGAAUUAGGUAUUUGUUAUGAAUAUGGGGAUGAGGAUAUAAGAGAUGAGAAAAAAGCAUUUAAUCUGUACUUAAAAUCUGCUGAAGGAGGGUAUAGACGUGCAUUAUAUGAGUUAGGGAAUUGUUAUCAUUAUGGUCGUUGUACUUUUAAAGAUGAAGACAAAGCUUUUGAAUCUUAUUUAAAAGCUGCAGAAAAAGGUCAUAAUUUUAGUCAAUAUGAAGUAGCAAAUUAUUAUAAUUAUGGAAGACAUGUUCCAAAAAAUGAAGAAAAAGGAUUUUAUUGGAAUAGAAAAGCUGCAAUAAAUGGUAAUACUGAUGCUCAAUUUAAAUUAGCAGAAUGUUAUCUUAAUAAUUCUAUUAACAAGAAUGAAGAAAAAGCAUUUAAAUGGUAUUUGAAAUUAGCCAAUGAUGGGUUUGAAAGAGCAAUGGAUUCAGUUGCAAAAUGUUAUAGAGAUGGCAUUGGAACUAAUAUAAAUUUAGAAGAAGCUACAAAGUGGAAUAAACAAUAUGAUGAUAUAUUAUUUGAAGUAGAUAAAAACAAUAAGAUUCAACAUGGAAUUGGAAGUAAAGUUGAUGAAAUUAAACCGCUUGAAAUAUUUUCUGAUGCUGUCAAAAAUAAUCAAAGAGAAAUAUUAGAAAAAGAAAUUAUUUUAUAUAUAAGAAAUAACUACAAAUUACACAUUAAAAAUGCUGAAGAAGGAGAUAGUGUAUCACAAUAUUAUAUAGGUUAUUAUGAUUGUUAUGAUAUAUUUAGUACGAAAAUUGAUUAUAGUAAGGCAAUUGAAUUGUAUUCAAAAUCAUCAGAAGGAGGAAAUAUUAAAUUUGAAUUAGGAGAAUAUAAGCUUGCAUUAAAUGAAUUGGGAAGGUGUUGUUAUUUCAGGAUUUGUACUUUUAAAGAUGAAGACAAAGCUUUUGAAUUUUAUUUAAAAACUGCAGAAAAAUGUCAUUCUUACAGUCAAUAUAAAAAUAGAAAAGCUGAAUGGUAUUUGAAAUUAGCCAAUAAUGGUAUUGAAAGAGCAAUGGAUUCAGUUGCAAAAUGUUAUAGAGAUGGCAUUGGAACUAAUAAAAAUUUAGAAGAAGCUACAAGGUGGUUUAUAAAAUAUAAAGCAUCAAAAUGA
Messenger RNA from Rhizophagus irregularis DAOM 181602=DAOM 197198, 1866 nucleotides. RefSeq lists its product as uncharacterized. Lineage: Eukaryota; Fungi; Glomeromycota; Glomeromycetes; Glomerales; Glomeraceae. Gene Ontology annotation, molecular function: protein binding. The record is from RefSeq and is a predicted model, not a curated record.